This is a messenger RNA of Cyclocybe aegerita, 753 nucleotides long. The record is from the annotation of a GenBank genome assembly. NCBI's taxonomy places the organism in Eukaryota, Fungi, Basidiomycota, Agaricomycetes, Agaricales, Hemipholiotaceae.
AUGGCCCCGAAGGGCGGAAACGCAAAGAAAGAGAGCGGAAGAGCAAAGAAGGCUGAGAAUGAGUCGAAGAAGCAGGAGGCUGCUGCUGCCGAACGUGAGCGGAAAGAAGCCGAGAAAUGGGCUGACAACGACGUAAAAGGAAGCAAGGCUAAACGCGAGGCGCAAGAAGAAAAGCGCAAGGCCGAUCUUGCACGCAAAGCUGAGAACGCACGGCUGCUUGCCGAGGAGGAGGCCGCUGCUGCCGCAAGCAAGCCCAAAGCUCCCGGGCCUAAGAAGAGCGGCAAAGCUGCUGCGAAGGACGUCAAGCCCGCAGGCCCUGGUGCCAUCGCUGCUGGCGGUGGACUUGGUGCCGCUGGCGAUGUGGUAGCGGGAGGUGGGAAAGACGAGCCGCAGGAGGUUGAGAGCUAUGCUGCGACGGGCAUUGAUAAUGCCUUGGAUUUGUUGGAACUGGUGACGGCGAAGAUGGACAAGGCGAGCGUUGGGCAGCAGGCAGCGAAAAUCGAGCAGCAUCCCGAGCGACGAUUCAAGGCCGCUCUCGAAGCGUAUCAAGAACGCGAAUUACCAAACGUCAAGAUCGACCACCCGGGCCUGCGACUACAACAGUAUAAGGAUCUUCUGUACAAACAGUUCCAAAAAUCGCCCGAGAAUCCAUUCAACCAGGUGACGGUCUCGUAUGACGCGUCGAAGGAGGCGAAAGUCGAAGCGCUUAAAGGGAAGAAGGCUGAGGUCGAGCAGCGUCUCCGCGAGAAGUAG